AGAGGAGACAGCAGCAGCUGCAGAAGAAGAAGAAGAAGUGGCGGUCUGUUUUUGUCUAGCUUCAGUUUUCGGUAUUUCUCUCUCCCGGUGUUGCCAUGGAGGAGAUGACCCGUCUCAUGUCAACAGGUGACUCGGUGAAGUUAUGGGAUACGGUUACCAUGGCGCCGCUGGAGCAGUUUAACCCUCACAGCAUCAGUCAUCCAGUCGCCCAGGCCUGCUGGAGCUCCAACAACCAGUUCAUGGUGAGCGCCAGCAGCAGCGGAGACAAGCUGGUGGUUUCCAGCCUGAAGGCUUCACCUGUUCCUGUGGUGGAGCUGGCUGAGGGAAAGAAGCAGACCCGAGUAGCUCUGAGCUCAUCGUCUCAGUACCUGGUCAGCGGAGGUCUGGACCACUGCGUCCACAUCUGGAACCUGAAAACCACCAGACUGCACCGCUCUCUGAAGGACCACAAAGAAGAGGUGACCUGUGUUUCCUUUAACGCCAACGACAGCUGCAUCGCCUCCGGCUCCACCAGUGGAGAUCUGGUCCUGCACAGUCUGACCACCAACCUGUCCAGCAAAGCCUUCGGUCACGGCAGCGAGCAGCCGGUCCAUGACCUGAGGCUCUCCCAGCUGAAGCGCUCCCUGCUGGGCAGCAUCUCAGACAGCGGCACCGUGGUGCUCUGGGACUCUAACACACAGAAGGAGCUGCAGGUGUUCGACGGCGCCCACAAAGCGCCCGGGUCCGGACUCGCCUUCUCCCCCAUCAGCGAGCUGCUGGUCGUCAGCGUCGGCCUGGACAAGAAGAUCGUCUUCUACGACACGGCCAGCAAGAUUGUGGUGCGGUCCAUCCGGGUGGAGAACCCUCUGACGUCGGUGGACUUCACCCCUGAUGGAACUGGUCUGGUGGUGGGAUCCAGUCGGGGGAAGAUCUACCAGUACGACCUGAGGAACUGUAACGCCUCCACCAGAAUCACUGUGGCCCAUAAAACCUCCGUCACCUGCCUCCGCUUCCAGAGCGCCGCCACCCGGCACAAGAGCUCCACUAAGAUCUCCAGCACCAAGCGAGCCUCCAGCAAACUGUCCAGCGGCCAGCAGGAGCCCCCCCCCCCCAGACAGACCACAGGAGGCGCCGCUGCAGAGCUACUGAGCAGAGAGGCUGAAGGCCAGCAGGGAUCCGAGCCAACAACCACCGACAGCUUCUCUCCUGCAGUAACCAGCUCGAAGCUGCUGUCCAGAGACGGGGAGGGUCAGCAGUUCAUCGGUCGCGGCAGUUUGGACAUUUUCUCCCCAGUCAGAGAAGUAACCAGCAUGGAGCAGCUGUCCAGAGACGGGGAGGGUCAGCAGUUCAUCGGCCGCAGCAGUUUGGACAUUUUCUCCCCAGUUAGAGAAGACUCUAGGACCCAGGGGACGCCUGCUGACGCACCUUUCGGACGGACAGCAGUAACCAGCAUGGAGCAGCUGCCCAGAGACGGGGAGGGUCACAAGUUCAUCGGCCGCGGCAGUCUGGACAUUUUCUCCCCAGUCAGAGAAGACGCUGACUCGGGGAACUCGCACCGUAAGACGCCCCUGCUGGCUUCGGGGGGGCGCUGCUACAGCCCGCUGUCCGUCUACCAGACGCCCCCGACCAUCAGAGAGGAGGAGCCAAUCAGUGCCGCAGCUGCCGAACCAUGUGACUCCAGAAAGACGGAGAAGACCAGCGGCUCCAGCCUGGAUGAUCAGACCACGCCCACCCCAUCCCAGCCAACCAAUCACAGCCAGCCGGCCCCGCCCUUCUUCACUCCAGAUCCCAGCCUAAGGAGAGCCAAUGGGAUUCAAGCUCAGCUGAGCUACGACUCACCUGUCCAAGAAGCUCCGCCCACCGCUGCCGCUGCUGCAGACGUGUCCUCCUCGCUCGCCCCCUCCCUACCCGGCCAGUCGGCUCCUCUGACGUCUCUCCAGGUCCAUUUCAUCCAGAACAUGAUCCAGGAGGCGGUGGAUGAGUGCAGAGAGUCGUGCCACAGAGACAUCAUCAACCUGCAGGUGGAGAUGAUCCGACAGUUCUACAUCCAGCUGAACGAGAUCCACGGCCUGGUGGAGAAGUAUUCAGUGAACGAGUCUUUGGUGGAGGAGAUCGAGAAGCUGAGGGAGGAGAACCGGCAGCUGAGGACCAACUACUGACCUCUGACCUCUGACCGAUCGUCGUUAAUAAUCAGACUGUAAAGAGUUAAUAACUGAUUUAUAACUCUGUAAUAAUCUAUAGUGAGAUAUAAACUUAUUAACUCUUUAUAAACUGAUUAUUAAUGAUUAAUAGAGGAUUCAUCUUUUGGUGAAACGUUUGUCUACAGAAUA
Molecule: messenger RNA, 2309 nt
Organism: Scomber scombrus (Atlantic mackerel)
Lineage: Eukaryota; Metazoa; Chordata; Actinopteri; Scombriformes; Scombridae
Gene: nedd1
Product: NEDD1 gamma-tubulin ring complex targeting factor
Exons: 17
Coding region: 96-2138 (680 amino acids)
Biological process (GO): mitotic cell cycle; microtubule nucleation
Cellular component (GO): centriole; spindle pole; ciliary basal body
Molecular function (GO): gamma-tubulin binding
Source: RefSeq, a predicted model, not a curated record